AUGACCGCAGCACGCCGGAAGUUUACUCGUUUCCAAGGCGAUGGUUAUACCACCGCUCUAGCCUCGCUGCUGGAGGGGACGCUGGAAAGCGACUUGGAGGAGAAGGUACAGGUCGACGGCGGCCGCCGCCACAGCGCCUCACGGGGAGUAGCAAACGAAGACGGCGGCCGCCGCAUUAGCCACCACGUGUGGAGGAUAAACGGCCGAUACGGCCAUGGUGGCGCCGAGUCAAGGGAAAGAGUUAGCGAGGACCAGGACUUCCGUUGCAGCGACGACGGAGAAAGAAAACAUGAAGACGGUAACUGCCGCGCCAGGGUCUCCGCAAGAAGAAUAAGUGAAGUCGUCAGCUUUUCCCGCAGCGACUCGAGAAGAGUCAGCGAAGACCUAGCCUACCACCGCAGUGUCUCUCGGGAGAGAAUUAGGGGAGAUGGUGGCUACCGUCACAGCCGCGGCUUCCGCAGCAGCGACGUGAAUUUAAGUGAAGUUGGCAGCCACGAAACUAGUGACUCCUGGGGAACGGUCAGAGAAGACCGCGGCCUCCGCUUCAGUGGUACUUGGGGGGCAGGUAGUGAAAUCCAGGGCCCCCGAACCAGCGACUCCGGGGAGAAAGUCAGUGACGACCGCAGCCGCCGCCUCAGUGGCUCUUGGGAGGGAGGGAGUGUCGAUGGCCACAGCCUGAGUAGUUCUUGGGACGGUGUAAGUGAAGACCAAGGCUACGCGGCCAGUGACUCCUCCGAGGUGAGUGUCAGCGAAGACUCCAGCCGCCGCCUCAGUGGCUUGUGGGAGAGAAAAAGUGAAGACGAAGUUUCCCGCUGCAGGGUCCCCUGGGAGAAAGCAAAGGAGGACCGUGGCCCCUGUCCCAGUGACGACGACGAAGACGGCCGCUGCUGCUGCAGUAGCUCGUGGGUGAGAUCAAGUGAAGACCGUCGCAGCAGCAGGGGCCUGGACUCAACUCCUUCCCAGAGUCGGAAGGGUUGCACCAUGCCCGGGGUGGCCUCCACUUCCUCUAGGGAGACUGCAAACCCGUGUGCCGGGAAGAAGGUGCAUUUUGGUAGCAUACAUGAUGCAGUACGAGCUGGAGAUGUAAAGCAGCUUUCAGAAAUAGUGGAACGUGGAGCCAGCAUUAAUGAAGUUGAUGUUCUCCAUAAAUUUACACCUUUACAUUGGGCAGCACACUCUGGAAGUUUGGAGUGUCUUCAUUGGCUGCUUUGGCAUGGAGCUGAUAUCACACAAGUAACUACGAGAGGUUGGACAGCAGCUCACAUAGCUGCAAUCCGGGGUCAGGAUGCUUGUAUGCAGGCCCUUAUGAUCAAUAGAGCAAAUAUGACAUCUCAAGAUGAUCGUGGAUGCACACCUUUACACCUUGCUGCAACUCAUGGACAUUCUUUCACUUUACAAAUACUGCUCCGAAGUGGAGUGGAUCCCAGUGUGACUGAUAAGAGAGAAUGGAGACCUGUACAUUAUGCAGCUUUUCACGGGCGGCUUGGCUGUUUGCAACUUCUUAUUAAAUGGGGAUGUGGCAUAGAAGAUGUGGACUACAAUGGAAACCUUCCAGUUCACUUAGCAGCCAUGGAGGGCCACCUUCACUGUUUUAAGUUCUUACUCAGUAGAAUGAGCAGUGCAACACAAGGUUUAAAAGCCUUCAAUGAUAAUGGAGAAAAUGUAUUGGAUCUGGCCCAGAGGUUCUUUAAGCAGAACAUUUUACAGUUUAUCCAGGGGACUAAGUAUGAAGGAAAUGAUCCAGAAGAUCAGGAAACUUUAGCAUUUCCAGGUCAUGUGGCUGCCUCUAAGGGUAAUUUGGAGAUGGUUAAGAAAUUAGUAGAAGAUGGAGUAAUCAAUAUUAAUGAGCGUGACGAUAAUGGAUCAACUCUUAUGCAUAAAGCUGCCGGACAAGGCCACAUAGAGUGUUUGCAGUGGUUAAUUAAAAUGGGAGCUGACAGUAAUAUUACCAACAAAGCAGGGGAGAGACCCAGUGAUGUGGCUAAGAGGUUUGCCCAUUUGGCAGCAGUGAAGCUAUUAGAGAGGCUGCAGAAAUAUGACAUAGACGAUGAGAUUGAAAUUGAUGAGAAUGAUACAAAGUUUUUUGUAAGACAUGGUGUUGAGGGGAGCACUGACGCCAAGGACGAUGUAUGUCUGAGUGAGUCGGAUAAAACAGAGGCCAGAAUGAGAGCUUAUAAGAAAAUUGUAGAAUUGAGACAUCUCUUGGAAAUUGCUGAGAGCAACUAUAAACACUUGGGAGGGAUGACAAAAGAAGAUCUAAAGCAGAAGAAAGAACAGCUCGAGUCUGAAAAGACCAUCAAAGAGCUACAGGGUCUACUGGAGUAUGAACGACUACGUAGAGAAAAAUUAGAAUGUCAACUGGAUGAAUGUCGAGCAGAGGUGGAUCAACUCAAGGAAACACUGGAAAAAAUUCAGGCCCCUAGCUUUGUGGCUAUGGAAGACAACUCUUCUUGUGAGUCAAGCAAAGAGAAGAGGCAAGUGAAAAAAAAGGUGUCUUCUGGAGGAGUGUUUGUGAGAAGGUACUAGUCAGUGAAAUAACUUUUAAUAAACUUGCUUGAUUUUUCUUUCAUUUUUAAAAUUAAUGUAAAUGUAAAUCUAUAUGAACUCUUCUCAGAAUUACUCUGAUAUGCUACUAUUCCAGUUCUGAGGGCAGAAAUAUGUUAUAUAAUAUCAAAGGGAUUUUUAAAAUUAUUGUUAUGUACUCCUCCUCCCAAUAUACUUUUUUAUAUAUCUACAUAGGCAAGUCAAGAGGUUUAUGAGUAAUUAAUUUUGAAAGUAUUCACAUAAAUUUUAAAAUAUAAGACAGUAUAGUCUAGUAAUAAAAAGAAGUCUAGCUCUGGAUAUUAAAAAUUAUUAAAAAUUCUAUUAUAGCUCCA
Messenger RNA from Galeopterus variegatus (Sunda flying lemur), 2876 nucleotides. It is a transcript of the gene ANKRD42, whose product is annotated as ankyrin repeat domain 42. The record is from RefSeq and is a predicted model, not a curated record. The coding region runs from base 1 to 2526 and encodes 841 amino acids. The transcript has 12 exons. NCBI's taxonomy places the organism in Eukaryota, Metazoa, Chordata, Mammalia, Dermoptera, Cynocephalidae. Gene Ontology annotation, molecular function: protein binding.